Molecule: messenger RNA, 3065 nt
Organism: Phyllopteryx taeniolatus (common seadragon)
Lineage: Eukaryota; Metazoa; Chordata; Actinopteri; Syngnathiformes; Syngnathidae
Product: dentin sialophosphoprotein-like
Exons: 10
Coding region: 139-2823 (894 amino acids)
Source: RefSeq, a predicted model, not a curated record
CGCUUGCAGCUCAGAAUAGGCACUGGCUUCUCCAGCUCUCUGUCACAUAUAAGCUGAAGACUUUGACAGCUUCUCACUUUGCUGUUUGACCAAUAAAGAAUAUUAUCAUCCAUCAAGCUUUGACUGCUUCUCUUCAGAAUGAGGGUCAUCAUACUAACACUUUGCCUUAUUGGGGCUGUAUAUGCCAAACCUAUUUCAUUUAAUGGCGUGGCAGAAUCUAGUGAAUCAAGUGAAUCAAGUGAAUCAAGUGAAUCUUCUCAAACUGGAGGUUCAUAUAAUAUACAAUCCUAUCAACAUAGCACCUCCCACCAGCAGAAUGGAGGUUCAUAUGAUCCACAAUCCUAUCAACAUUACCCUUAUCAGUACCAUCAGCAGAGCUCUGAAGAAAAUCGGCAACAUCAAUCUCAAACUGGAGGUUCCUAUGAUCCACAAUCCUAUCAACAUUACCCCUACCAGUACACCCAGCAGUCUCAAACUGAAGGCUCAUAUGAUCAACAGUCUUAUCAGCAGUACUUGUACCAGUACUACCAACAGGCUCAGAGUGGAGGCUACUAUGAUCCACGAUCCUAUCAGCAAUACAUCCAACAGUACCAACAGCUUCAGAGUUGGGAUCCUUCUUAUGCAAGUACUGACGACCAAGUCACAAGUCAAUCAGUGCAGCACGCAGCCGACAUCAGCGACACCACCAGCGAGGAAGGGGACACAGGCGACACACCUGACACUGUUGACAAUGAUGAGAGCGCCAGUAGUGACAGCAACGAGGCCAGUGACAUAAGCCAUGCCAUCAACAGCCAAAGGGAGAGUGAUGUGACUGACAGCAGUCACAGCACCAGCGAUAAAACAAAUCAGAGGAUUGACAGCUCAAGUAGUGUAAGCACCGAGAGCAGUAACUUCAGUGAGGCCACCAAUAGUGACAGCAAUGAAUCCGAUGAGAAUACCAGAAGUGACAAUAAUGGGUCAAGUCCAACCGAUUACAAAAGUUAUACCAUCAAGAGCCCAUUGGUAAAUAAAGUUAUUUACAGAAGUGGGAGCAAUGGUGGGGAAACUGAUCAGACCAUCAAGGGUAGUGCUGGCACCAGCAGUGAAAGCAGUGAGACCAGUAAGGCCAGCGACAACACUAGUAGUAAAAGCAAUGUAACAAGUGGUACUCGUGACAGUACAAAUCAUGAAAGCAAUGAAGCGGACAACAGCAGCGAGAGUGCCAGUGAUGAGAGCACAGAGUCUGGUCAGGUCAGUAACAGCCCCAGUAGUGAAACCCAUGAGUCAGUUAACGCCAGUGAAGUAAGCUAUGUCAUCAAGAGCUCACUCGUAAGUGAUGUGAUUGACAGCAGUGAGAGCACCAGUGAAGAAACUAUUCAGACCAGCGUGUCCAGUGAUAUCACCAGUGACGACCGCAGUGCAAGUGUGACGAGUGACAUCAGUGAUACUAAUAAUGCCAGUGAUAGCAGUGAGUCCAAUGAGAGCACGAGUAGUGACAACAAUGGGUCAAGCCAAAGCAAUGGCAAACGUUAUACCAUCAAGAGCCCAUUGGUGAACAAAGUUAUUUACAGAAGUGGGAGCAUCAGUGGGGAUCCUGUUAAGACGGGCAAGGAUAGUGAUGGAACCAGCAGUGAAAGCAAUGAGACCAGUAAGGCCAACAACAGCACCAGCAGUGAAAGCAAUGAAACAAGUGGCGCACGUGACAAUACAAGUCAAGAAAGCAGCAAAGCAGACAACAGCAGUGAGAGUGGCAAUGACGAGAGCACUGAGUCCAGUCAGGCCAGUAACAGCCCCAUUAGUGAAACGCAUCAGACACUUAAGGUCAGUGAAGUUAGCUAUGCCCUCAAUAGCUCACUGGUAAGUGAUGUGCUUGACAGCAGUGAGAGCACCAGUGAAGAAACCAUUCAGACCAGUGUGACUAGUGACAUCAGUGAUAUUGGUCAGGCCAGUGACAGCAGCGAGUCCAAUGAGAGCACUAGUCGUGAUAGCAAAGGGUCAAGUCAAACCGAUGACAAAAGUUCUACCAUCAAAGCACCAUUGGUUAAUAAAGUUAUUUACAAAAGUGGAAAUAAUGGUGAGGUAGCUGGUCAGACCAACAAGGAUACUGAUGGAACCAGUAGUGAAAGCAGUGAAACAAGUGACACUCAUGACAGGACAAGUCAUGAACGCAACAAGGCAGACAAAAGCAGUCAGAGUGCCAGUGAUGAGAGCAAACAGUCCAGUAAGGUCAGUAACAGCCCCAGUAAUGAAAUCCAGGAGUCAGUUAAGGUCAGUGAAGUAAACUAUGCCAUCAAGAGCUCACUGGUAAGUGAUGUGAUUGACAGCAGUGAGAGCACCAGUGAGGAAACCAUUCAGACCACCAUGACCAGUGAUAUUACCACUGACGACAGCAGUGAAUCCAGUGACACUAGUACUCAUGAAAGCAGUGAAUCCAGUGACAUUACCAAAAGUGAAACCACUAAGGCCAGGCAUAAAAGCAGUGAGUCCAGUGACAGCAAAAGUCAAGAAAGCAGUGAAUCCAGUGACACCACUAAGGACGAUGACUCCACUAGUCAUGAAAGCAAUGAAGCCAGUGGCACCAUCAGUCAGGAAAGCACUGAAACCAGCAAGGCCAGCGACAGCACCAGCCAUGAGAGCAGUGAAACCAGUAAGGCCAAUGACAGCAACAGUCAUGGAAGCAGUGAGGUGCACCAAAGCAAAGGCGCAGACUGCAAGGACGGGAAUGAGAGCUGUGAGAGCGAGGAAUAUUUCUUCCAGGACAUAGGUGACGACGCCCACUACUCAAUUGACAAUCUCAUGGUGUCAGAUGAAGACAACAUGGAGUUACGUCUGCGGAGAAGAUGACCUCACCUAAAACAAGUUUCCCAUGUUAACUUCAAGAUUACUGAAGCUGUCUGAAGGUUUUAGGUGUAACAUAAGCUAUUUUUUUCUACUCCUGAAAAUUGAUAUUGGCAUCAUAAUGUUACUGUGUGUGUGUGUGUGUGUGUGUGUGUUUACUAAAAUAAUUUUUUACUUGUUUUCACCUGGAGUGUAUCCAUAGUUUUCUACAUUUUGUGUGUUUUAUGAAAAUAAAUCUUUAAUUUUUA